Molecule: messenger RNA, 1100 nt
Organism: Theobroma umbraticum
Lineage: Eukaryota; Viridiplantae; Streptophyta; Magnoliopsida; Malvales; Malvaceae
Gene: ATLP-1
Product: Pathogenesis-related thaumatin superfamily protein
Source: RefSeq, a predicted model, not a curated record
GUCACAAUGUGCUAAUGUAACCAAACCCUACUUUACCUUUGGUCUCUUUUAUCUAUAAAAGGGCUACCGUAGUAACUGCAAAGUGAUGGUUACCAGGCCUUUAUUUUUCACACUGCUCAACCCUCUCUCUUUCACACUCCAUAGAACUUCACAAGCUUCAGCCAUGGAGGCAAUGCUGAGAUCUCUGCUUACUUUUACACUCUUCACUCUUCUGUUCUCCCACAUUUCAGUCGAGGUAUCAGCGACGACAAUAACACUGUACAACAAGUGCGCUCACCCAGUGUGGCCAGGGAUCCAACCAAGCGCUGGCAAACCUGUUCUAGCCCGUGGUGGCUUCAAGCUUCCACCCAACAAGGCCUACUCCAUGCGUCUCCCUCCUCUCUGGUCAGGCCGCUUCUGGGGUCGCCACGGUUGCUCCUUCGAUGCCUCUGGACGCGGCCGCUGCGCCACUGGGGACUGCGGUGGCUCCCUCUUCUGCAAUGGCAUCGGCGGUGCCCCUCCAGCGACCCUGGCGGAAAUCACCCUCGGUCAAGAACAAGAUUUCUACGACGUCAGUUUGGUGGACGGCUACAACAUAGCCAUGUCGAUAACUCCUUUCAAAGGCUCCGGCAAAUGCAGCUAUGCAGGGUGCGUUAGUGACUUGAACUUGAUGUGCCCUGUCGGGUUGCAAGUGAGAUCCAGGGAUAACAAGAGAGUACUGGCUUGCAAGAGCGCUUGCUUUGCUUUCAACUCGCCAAGGUAUUGCUGCACCGGGAGCUUUGGGAGUCCUCAGUCUUGCAAGCCAACUGCUUAUUCAAAGAUUUUCAAGGUCGCUUGUCCAAAAGCUUAUUCUUAUGCUUACGAUGAUCCCACCAGCAUUGCCACUUGCACUCGCGGCAGCUAUUUGGUCACUUUCUGCCCCCACCACCGCUAGAUUAGUCUUUAGGCUAAUCGGUCCCAUAUUCCCCAAAAUCCAUUGUUAUUUUUAUAUUAUACUUUAUAAUUAGCAUCCAAUUUGGUUGUUAUAUCUACUUCUGUCCUCUCUAAUUAUCCCUACAUAUAUAUACUUAAUAUUACUUGGUCUGUAGUGGACUUCUAUUAACGGAAACAUCAAUUUUAUA